AUGACGAAGAUCCGACCAAACCACCCUCCGCCGACGCUUCUCUCCACCGCUCCACCGAUACAAGAGUUUUCCAACGGCUUGAUUCUGAUGCACGAGUUCAUCACGAAAGAGGAAGAGGACGAGAUGAUACGCGAAUACCACAUUGCGACGGCCUCACGCGAUGGCCGCGCGUUGAAACGAGGAGCGGUGCAUUACGGCCCGCACUUUGACUAUACCACCUUUGCCGUGUCCAAAUCGGCCAGCACGCCGCCGCCUGAUUACCUCACGCGCUUGCUGAGUCGCUUGCCUGCCAGAGAUGAUAAGGAUAUCCCUGAUCAGUACACAUUGCAGCACUACCCGCCGGGCACCGGGAUUCCUCCACACGUGGACACCCAUUCAGCUUUCGAAGAGACCAUCUACAGCCUCAGUUUCGGCGGUUCAACACGCAUGGAGUUUAAGCUGUGCGGAGAGAAGGAGUCGAGACGGUUGCGCCUCCCGAAGCGAUCGCUCGGUGGAGGCAGUGAGGAACCUCCGCAGCCGCCUUCAUCUCCUGCCGAAGUGAUUGACGAAAAGACGGAAGAGUGGGAGUUGGAACUGCCAGCGAGGUCGUUGUUAGUGAUGAGAGGGCCGUCCCGGUAUGGCUAUACGCAUGGGAUCAAGGGGAGGAAACAUGAUCAAGAGGGCUCGAGGUUAGUCGCGAGGCAGGACCGAUAUUCGUUGACCAUGCGGAGGAUCAAGCCGGCGGAGAGGAUUGGCUGCGAUUGCGAGUAUUCGCAUGUAUGUAGUUAA
Molecule: messenger RNA, 768 nt
Organism: Aureobasidium vineae
Lineage: Eukaryota; Fungi; Ascomycota; Dothideomycetes; Dothideales; Saccotheciaceae
Source: the annotation of a GenBank genome assembly